AUGGUGAUCAAAGUCUUUGUAGCCACAUCUUCGGGGUCUACAGCGAUAAAAAAGAAACAGCAAGAAGUAGUGGGCUUUUUGGAGGCCAACAAGAUUGACUUUCAGCAAAUGGACAUAGCAGGUGAUGAAGACAACAGGAAAUGGAUGAGAGAGAAUGUCCCAGGUGAAAAAAAGCCUCAAAAUGGAAUUCCCCUCCCUCCACAGAUCUUCAACGAGGAGCGAUACUGUGGGGAUUUUGAAUCCUUUUUCUCUGCUAAAGAAGAAAAUAUUAUUUAUUCAUUCCUGGGUCUUGCUCCUCCUCCAGGCACAAAGGAAACUGAAAAGUGUGAUGCCACGGAUGAAACUGAGGCACACACAGAAGACAAGGCAGAUGAAGGGUCUCAUGAAGAGGCUCAGUCUGCUCAGUCACCAUCAGAAGAUCAACAGGAAGGCAAGGAGGAACAUGUAGCAACAGAGGAAGAAGAAAAGCAGGAAGAGACAUCAGAAAAGCAGGAAGAGACAGAAGAAAAGGAAGAGGUGGAGGAGCAAGAAGAGUCUUAGUACACUUCCCUGUGAUGCAUUCUUUCUUGAACAGGUUUUCAGGAAGCACAAACUGGAGCAGCCUCACCAAAGAAAGUAAAAUCACUCACUCAAGAAACCCAUCAAUACCCUUCAUGCCUGUAGACCUCUGAACAUAACAGAACAGUCACCACUCUGUCCUACCUGUGCCCUUUAUAUAUAUAUUUGGUAUUCCGAUUGCUUGUUAAAAUAGUUCUUCUUAUAUCUGACUGAUGAUAGUUCAGCUGAUUGUUAUAUGUUGGCAUAUUAUUGUCCAUGUCACAUUUUAGACUGUAAGCUACUCAGGGCAGGAACCAUGUCUUUCUCCAUGUUGAUGUUACUGCCAAACGCGUUGCUGUACUCACACAAGUGACAUAUUCAGAGAAAAAGAAAUUCAGCACUGAAAACAGCAAAGAGGCUUCCUGUAUACAAGCUAUGUGAGUCACUUCUCCCCCAGCUGGCUUUUGA
Molecule: messenger RNA, 1005 nt
Organism: Colius striatus (speckled mousebird)
Lineage: Eukaryota; Metazoa; Chordata; Aves; Coliiformes; Coliidae
Gene: SH3BGR
Product: SH3 domain binding glutamate rich protein
Exons: 7
Coding region: 1-540 (179 amino acids)
Cellular component (GO): cytoplasm
Source: RefSeq, a predicted model, not a curated record